This is a messenger RNA of Lycium barbarum (goji berry), 1130 nucleotides long. RefSeq lists its product as uncharacterized. The record is from RefSeq and is a predicted model, not a curated record. The transcript has a single exon. Lineage: Eukaryota; Viridiplantae; Streptophyta; Magnoliopsida; Solanales; Solanaceae. Gene Ontology annotation, molecular function: heme binding; electron transfer activity. The coding region runs from base 340 to 957 and encodes 205 amino acids.
GCCAUUAUUCCUCAAUUACUCUAAAUUUGUAUCUUAUUUCUUUAGAACAAAGGCAAAUACUCCUUGCUCAUUAUCGGAAUCUGUCUCUUAUUCUCAUCCGGUUUAGAAGAAAGGAGAAUACUCCGCUCAUUAUCGAAAUUUGUCUCUUAUUUUGAUCCUGUUUAGAAGAAAGCCGAAUACUCCUUGCUCAUCAUAGGAAUUUGUUUCUUAUUUUCAUCCUGUUUGAUAGAAAGAGGGUUACUCCUCGCUCAAUAUCAGACAAUUACUCAUAAACUUCGUGCGAGGAAACAGGAAAAAAGUCUUCAUUUCCCUCCUUAUUUGUCAAGCUCGAUCCAAAAAAUGGGCAACGGAUGUUACUCUAUAUGCCCUUCAAGUUCAGUAACAAUUAAGCUCAUAUUUCACGAAGGAACGACGAGGAUGGUGACCGGGAAAAGGCUAGCCGGAGAGAUAAUGUUCGAGUUCCCGGAAUGCAUGGUUUGUCAUGCUGACUCAUUCUUCAUUGGCCAACCUAUUCCAUCCUUAUGUAUCGAGGAUAAGCUUAGGAAUGGCGGCACAUACUUUGUCCUCCCACUUGAUUCCUUCACAAACAAAGUUCUCUCAGCUUCUUCCCUUGCUUCCUUAGGCAAUAACCCUAACAAAAGAGCUCCAGUUAACUUCAAGAACCCUGCUUUUGAAUAUAUAAAGGGAUCAAAUGGUAGGGUUUUGAUAAAAGUCGCGCCGGAGUUUAUGAUCAAAUUACUCCAACGAGGAAAGGCGGAAAAGGAAUGUGCAUCUACUAGUACAAGCCCUAGUGAGGGUAAUUUUUUGUGUAGCACACCGGAGUUGAAGAAGCAUUAUGAACAAUUGGUAGGACCAAAAGGGCAAAUAUGGUCACCUAAGCUAGACACUAUUUCUGAAUAUAAGAUUAGGUAUUCACCUUGCAAGUUGAUUGGCUUGGAAUGGAAAGAGAAAGAAUAGUGAUUUUUUUUUGUCAAAUUGUGAUAUAAAACUCUCUUGUUCCUUUUUUUUCCUUUUAAUUUAGAAGUAAAGGCUGAUUUUGCAUUGAUUUUCAAGCAAAAUCUCAAGGUUGUAGAUGUCUCUAAGGAUGUACAAAGCAAUAUUUAUUCAUUCAUUUCAUAUGAUGUUCCCAA